CGACGUCAGGCGUAAAUAGAUCUUUCGAUAUCGAAAAUUGUCAGGAAGUUGAUGUGCCUUUGAGAAUAUUCGCGGAACAUCACAAAUUUGAUCGAAGUUCAAUUAUUUUAAGGACCAUCUUAAGCGGUGCAUGUGGGUGGUACAGGGGCGAGUGGGGCAAAGUGGGACGUGAUGAUAAUGGAAUGACAGCGAAUUUUGGCGAAUUGUCGAGGUAUUUUCCAUUUCAAUCUGAACAACAGUUGGCACCGAAAAAAAUUAUUUGGAUUCUUAAUUUCUCUAUGUCUGUCUCUCAAUACGUUUUUUAUGUGCGACAACUGAAGACAAGAGAAAAUAAAGUACAUGUGGAAGAAACAUAUCCUCGGAUUCCAACUCAUGAAAAAUUCCUCACAAUCAUCAUGAUGAGAUUAAACCCCAAUCUCUCGAUAAUUUCGAUCGCUUGAUACUUCAGUACGCAGGUGUUGAUGAUUUUAUAAUUUAUCGAGACCCCAGGUGUACGAUUAGAUAUAUCUCGAAACUAUAUAAGGGAAUUUCGUUGGGGGGAGCUCAGCUUACGGUGAUAAUCCAAGGAAAUGUUGGGACUCAAGGUAUUGGUUAUCGUGGGCUUCUGUGUGGCUGCUUCCCUGCAGGAUACUCCAUUCACCAAGUGCAAGACGGGUGGGCCACCGCCGGAAAGCCUGAGGAUCAAGGGGUGCAAUACGACACCCUGUAAAUUCAUCAAGGGGACGGAUAUCAAGGCUGAGUGGGAUUUCAAUGUCGUUGCUGACACAGAUGAUCUCCACCCAAAAGUCCUCGUCAAAGUCGCGGGCUUCACCAUCGACUACCCUCUACCUGAGCAGGACGCCUGCAAGUCCCUCACGAACGGUGAAUGUCCAUUGGAGAAGGGGGAGUUGGUCUCAUAUGGGCUGAAGAUGCCGAUCCUCAAAAUGUACCCUUCCACCAAACUCCACUUGACGUUUUCUCUGGUAGAUCAGCAUAAGAACACCCAGGUCUGCUUCGAAGUGGAUGCUGCAGUCAUUGAUUAAAACCUCUGAAUAACAAUGUCGCUCAAGUAAUUAAAUAUUUAAUUGGUCAUUAAUUUUAUUGUAAUAAAUUCGAUGGAAGGAGAAGAGA
Messenger RNA from Diachasmimorpha longicaudata, 1110 nucleotides. RefSeq names its product NPC intracellular cholesterol transporter 2-like. Gene Ontology annotation, biological process: sterol transport. Gene Ontology annotation, molecular function: sterol binding. The record is from RefSeq and is a predicted model, not a curated record. The transcript is spliced from 4 exons. Lineage: Eukaryota; Metazoa; Arthropoda; Insecta; Hymenoptera; Braconidae. The coding region runs from base 570 to 1022 and encodes 150 amino acids.